Cryptomeria japonica (Japanese cedar) is the source of this 804-nucleotide messenger RNA. RefSeq names its product DELLA protein RGL1-like. Gene Ontology annotation, molecular function: sequence-specific DNA binding; DNA-binding transcription factor activity. Bases 1 to 804 code for a protein of 267 amino acids. The record is from RefSeq and is a predicted model, not a curated record. The transcript has a single exon. Gene Ontology annotation, biological process: regulation of DNA-templated transcription. Gene Ontology annotation, cellular component: nucleus. NCBI's taxonomy places the organism in Eukaryota, Viridiplantae, Streptophyta, Pinopsida, Cupressales, Cupressaceae.
AUGGGAAAUUCUGGCAAAAUUCAUGUGAUAGAUCUGGAGAUUCGAAAUGGGUGCCAAUGGUCAGAGCUGAUGCAGAGCCUUUUCCUGAGAAGUUCUUCCUAUCCGAUUAAGCUUCUGAGGAUCACGGCACUUGGAAUGGAUUCGGAUGAUCUAAAAGAUAGCGUACGAAGACUUCACGAGCUCGCUCAGUCCUUGGGGAUUCCGUUUUCUUACAGGAUGGUGCAGAUCAAAAGUAUGGAAGAGAUUAACGAAGGUAUGUUCAAAAUAAAACCUGGGGAGGCUGUCUCAGUGUUCGCGCCCCCUGUUUUCCAUAGGCUGUUAUAUAAUCCGAGUCUUCUGGAGAGUGUUUUAGAUGUUAUAAAGAGAUUAAGGCUCCGGAUAAUGGUGAAUAUAGAGGUUGAAGUUGACAGCAAUUCUCCUCCUUUUGAAAAGCGACUAGUCGAUGUACUUUCCCAAAGCAGCGUUUGUUUUGACGCCCAUGAUGUGAUAAUGCCCGAUAGACAUGAUUCUCGAAGGGUCAAGUAUGAGGAAAUAUUCUGUGGAAGGCAGAUAACGAAUACGAUUGCAUGUGAGGGGACCGAAAGGAGAGUUAGACAUACUAAAAUUGAUGUGUGGAGAUGUUUCUUCAAACAAGAGGGAUUGAGGGAGAUGAGCUUCAGCUAUCAAGCUUGGUAUCAGGCCAGAUUACUGCUGAAAGAAUAUCCUAACGGAGAAUGCUGUAGCGUUGAGGCCAAUGGAGAUGCCCUAAUAACUGGGUGGAAAACAACCCCAGUAGUUGCAGUAUCUUUAUGGACUCGUGGCUGA